UAUAAAUAUUUUCUCUUCCCCAAAACUCAGAGAGAGAGAGAGAGAGAAAGAGAGAGCUCAGGCUCCGAUCAUAGAUAUUAGUGUUUUUGUUAUUUCAUAAUCAAAUUCCUUAUUAUCCAAAACUCAAAUCUUCAGAUCAGGUCUUGAGUGUUGUUUGGCUCUUUCGAUUAACUAAGUUUCAUGUCUGAUCUCGACGUCCAGAUUCCUACCACAUUUGAUCCGUUUGCUGAUGCAAAUGCUGAAGACUCUGGUGCCGGUUCCAAGGAGUAUGUGCAUAUUCGUAUUCAGCAGCGGAAUGGUAGGAAAAGCCUGACUACGGUCCAAGGAUUGAAGAAAGAAUUCAGCUAUAACAAAAUCCUUAAGGACCUCAAGAUAGAGUUUUGUUGCAAUGGCACUGUUGUCCAGGACCCGGAAUUAGGACAGGUUAUUCAGCUUCAAGGCGAUCAAAGGAAGAAUGUCUCUACCUUUCUUGUUCAAGCUGGUAUUGUGAAGAAGGAUAACAUCAAAAUCCACGGCUUUUAAGCCUUGCGGCAGCAAGAACUUCCUGUAGUCGUCUACUCUUUUCUAUUCCAACAUGAAACUCCUACUUGAUUAACCAAUAGCUAUAUAUAUCUACUAUUACGAUAUCUCUUGUUGGUCUGCUACUGAUAUAUGCACCCUGUGCUUCUUAUGCUUUUCAACUCUUAUGCCUAUGUGAUGUUGAAUGACAGUGUAAACCACCAUGUAUUUUCUAUUUCUCAAA
Hibiscus syriacus is the source of this 742-nucleotide messenger RNA. Its product is annotated as protein translation factor SUI1 homolog 2-like. The transcript has 5 exons. Gene Ontology annotation, biological process: translational initiation. The coding region runs from base 181 to 522 and encodes 113 amino acids. Gene Ontology annotation, molecular function: RNA binding; translation initiation factor activity. The record is from RefSeq and is a predicted model, not a curated record. NCBI's taxonomy places the organism in Eukaryota, Viridiplantae, Streptophyta, Magnoliopsida, Malvales, Malvaceae.